Molecule: messenger RNA, 1926 nt
Organism: Lycium barbarum (goji berry)
Lineage: Eukaryota; Viridiplantae; Streptophyta; Magnoliopsida; Solanales; Solanaceae
Product: SH3 domain-containing protein 1-like
Exons: 10
Coding region: 677-1768 (363 amino acids)
Molecular function (GO): protein binding
Source: RefSeq, a predicted model, not a curated record
GGGUGGGGGGGGGUAGAGUGUACAUAGACCCUACCCCUAACUCGAGGAGGUAGAGAGGCUGCUUCGGAAAGACCCUCAGGUCAAGUGCAGCAAUCAAGUAGUUAUGAAAAAGGCAAUACGGCAGUGACCUUGAUUAUAUACUAAAAGAAAAUUCGUAGUAAUACAACAAGCAGUUUUUAUUUAACUAUGGUAUGAGAAUCCUACAAGAAGCUGUUCCCGGCUACUUACCAGCAUCAUGUCUUCAACUUAAUCUGUAAUGCAACAUUUCAUUGGAUCAAUCUGAAAUUAUUCCGCUACAUUUAUAAGUUUCUGUAUCUCAUACUUCUCUUUUCUGUAACGUUUCGGUUGGGAAAGUAAUUAGUUGUGAGUUCUAAUUCCUGAUUGCAGAUCUAGCCUAUGACUGUGAUUUCCAUAAAAAUAGUUCCCGAAUUUUUCAAAUCACAAUAGAAACAAUAGUGAAAUGUGAAAGUCAAUGUACUGUAAUUGUUAGAUGCAAGUGGAAGAAUGCCUUUCUUCAGAGAAUCUUCCGAGAGAACAAGGAAACCAUACUCCUGGAUCAUCUCUCUGCUCUUGUAAUUUUUAGAGUUACGAGGAAACUGUGUUGGAACAAAAUACUUGACCAACAUUAAACAAGUAAAUCCGAAAUUUGUGAGAUCAUAAGCUGGGUCAGACUAGUAUGGCUAUUUUGAGACAACUAGGGCACUUGGGCCAUGAAUCUGUGAUGGUCGAUGAAGCAGAACUGGAGAUUCAUCAGCGACUUCAGGAAUUAUAUAUAUCUACAAGGGCUGCGAAGCAUUUCCAGAGGGAUAUUGUUCGUGGUGUAGAAGGAUAUAUAUCAACAAGUAAAAAACAAAUGGAAAUAGCUAGAAAGUUGGCAGAUAAUUGUUAUAAAUACGGGGGUGAGAAUCAAAAUAAUCCUUCUACUUUGCCAAAGGUUGCCGUGGAAUUUGGAACUUCACAUGCUGCAAUGGAAGAUCAAAGGGAAAUUAUGCUAGGAGUUCUUGGACAACAGGUUUGUGAGCCGUUGAGAGCAUCAAUACAUGGUGCUCCUUUAGAAGAUGCUCGCCAUUUGACUCACCGCUAUGACAGAAUGCGCCAGGAGUUUGAAUCCCAGGCUACUGAAGUAAUAAGACGCCAAUCAAAGUUUAGAGAAGCUUCUACUGAAAGUUUGGCAAAGCUUAAAAAUGCAGAAACAAGAUUGUCGGAGCUCAAAUCUUCGGUGUUGGUUCUUGGCAAAGAAGCAACUGAUGCCAUGUUAUCUGUAGAGGAGGAGCAGCAGCAGAUUACUUUCCAAAAGCUUCGUACCAUGGUCGAUGCUGAAAGAUCUUAUCAUCAAAAUGUUGUGUCUAUUUUGGAGAAGUUGCAUUCUGAGAUGCUUGAAGAAGAGCAAUUAAAUGAGUCAUCUCCACAAUCUUCAAAUUCACCGAGAGUUUUGCAUGAUACAACUUCAAAUGGAACUGAGCAUCCAGAAGCCGAGGAUAAAAGUCCUACCUAUUUUAGUGCCAAGGUACCCUUCUCAAAAAAUUUUAGUGCCAAGGUACCCUUCUCAAAAAAAUUUAGUGCCAAGGUCAUGCACUCGUUUGAAGCCCAAGCAGACGGCGAGCUAAGUCUAGAGGUUGGUGAUGAUGUGGUAGUUCGGCAGGUAGCUCCAAAUGGAUGGUCUGAAGGAGAAUGCAACGGUAAGUCCGGUUGGUUUCCCUCGGCUUAUGCUGAAAAGUCACACAAAGUACCAGCAAGCAAAAUGGCGGAAACGGAUACCACCCCAUAAGAUAAAACAAUUAUCAUGCUACCUUCAUAUAAACCUUUGCUUUUUUGUAAAUUUUCACUUGUAUAGGUGUUUGAGGAGUUUUCCAUUUUGCUUUUUUUUUUUUCUUUUCUCCCGAUGUAGACGAAUCAAAGCUUAUAAUCAAGUUUAUUAUUUGCUGA